Messenger RNA from Brassica oleracea var. oleracea, 2414 nucleotides. RefSeq names its product DNA gyrase subunit B, mitochondrial. Gene Ontology annotation, cellular component: chromosome. The record is from RefSeq and is a predicted model, not a curated record. Gene Ontology annotation, molecular function: DNA topoisomerase type II (double strand cut, ATP-hydrolyzing) activity; ATP binding; DNA binding. The transcript is spliced from 21 exons. Lineage: Eukaryota; Viridiplantae; Streptophyta; Magnoliopsida; Brassicales; Brassicaceae. Gene Ontology annotation, biological process: DNA topological change. The coding region runs from base 83 to 2293 and encodes 736 amino acids.
UAUCUUAACACAGCGAGAGCGAGGGUGAAAGAAAAAAAAAACACAAAGGCGACAAAAAAGAAAGAAACAGAGUUUUCACUUGAUGGGGCUUCUUCUUCGUCAGAGAGCUCCUUAUCUUUGUCUCUAUUCACGUCUCAUGGCUUCUCGUCCUCGUCUCUUCUCUAACCCACUCUCUCCAUCUCUCCACCGUCACAGCUCAUCUCUCUCCUCGCCUCUGUUCUCCUCCCUAACUCCCAGGGUAAAUGUUCAAUUAACGAAGGUUUUGAGUCAAGGGCUGAUACAAAGGAAUGCAAUUUCAACGAGGUCAUUUAUGUCAUCAACCAUAUCCACCGAGGCUUUCCAAGAGAGCGCCACAUCUAAGGGUUACAGCUCCGAGCAAAUCCAAGUGCUGGAAGGGUUAGACCCUGUCAGAAAACGACCAGGGAUGUAUAUAGGAAGCACUGGAACUCGUGGUCUGCACCAUCUGGUUUAUGAGAUACUAGAUAACGCAAUUGAUGAGGCUCAAGCUGGUUAUGCUUCAAAGGUUGAUGUUGUUCUCCACGCGGAUGGUUCAGUUAGUAUCAUGGACGAUGGGCGUGGGAUACCCACUGAUUUGCAUCCGGUAACUAAUAAAUCUUCCCUGGAGACUGUGCUUACGGUGUUACACGCAGGUGGCAAGUUUGGUGGCACAAGUAGUGGUUACAGUGUCUCUGGUGGGUUACACGGUGUGGGGUUAUCUGUUGUCAAUGCUUUGUCUGAGGCACUGGAAGUCACGGUUUGGAGAGAUGGUGUGGAGCAUAAGCAGAAGUAUUCUCGUGGAAAGCCCAUAAGUAUACUCACACGCAGUGAGCUGCCGCUAGAGUCAAAGGGGACCAAAGGAACAAGCAUCAGGUUUUGGCCUGACAAAGAAGUGUUCACAACGGCAAUUGAAUUCGACCAUAGCACUAUUGCUGGACGAAUCAGAGAGCUUGCAUUUCUCAAUCCUAAGGUUACCAUAUCGCUUAAAAAAGAGGAUGAUGAUCCUGAGAAGAGCCAAUAUACUGAAUAUUUUUACGCUGGAGGAUUGAAGGAAUAUGUUAGCUGGCUAAACAUUGAUAAGAGUCCGAUUCAUGACGUGCUGGGCUUCAGGAAAGAGACCAACGGUGCCUCCAUUGACGUUGCCCUUCAAUGGUGCUCAGAUGCGUAUUCUGACACGAUGCUGGGAUACGCCAAUAGCAUUCGGACUAUUGAUGGUGGAACACACAUCGAAGGUGUGAAGGCUUCAUUAACAAGGACCCUUAAUGCCCUUGCAAAAAAGUCAAAAACUUUUAAGGAGAAGGAUAUUAACUUAAGUGGGGAACAUGUUAGAGAGGGACUGACCUGUAUUGUCUCAGUCAAGAUUCCUAAUCCUGAGUUUGAAGGUCAAACCAAGACAAGAUUAGGAAAUCCAGAGGUGAGAAAAAUUGUGGACCAAUCAGUGCAGGAGUAUCUCACGGAGUAUCUGGAACUGCAUCCAGAUGUACUUGACAACAUUGUUUCCAAAUCCCUUAACGCUUACAAGGCUGCUUUGGCUGCCAAGAGGGCAAGGGAGCUGGUGAGAUCAAAAAGCGUUCUGAAGUCAUCAUCACUUCCUGGGAAACUGGCUGAUUGCUCAUCAACAAAUCCUGAAGAAUCUGAGAUUUUCAUAGUUGAAGGAGAUUCUGCUGGUGGCAGUGCAAAGCAGGGCCGUGACAGACGUUUUCAGGCAAUACUUCCAUUGAGAGGUAAAAUUCUGAACAUUGAAAGAAAGGAUGAAGCAGCCAUGUAUAAGAAUGAAGAGAUUCAGAAUCUAAUUCUUGGCCUUGGACUUGGAGUAAAGGGAGAAGAUUUCAAGAUGGAGAAUCUGCGGUACCAUAAGAUUAUCAUCUUAACAGAUGCUGAUGUUGAUGGUGCACAUAUUAGGACACUUCUAUUAACCUUUUUCUUCAGAUAUCAGAGAGCCUUGUUUGACGCCGGUUGCAUCUAUGUUGGAGUUCCACCACUUUUCAAGGUUGAGAGGGGAAAACAAGCACAGUAUUGUUAUGAUGAUGCAGAUCUCAAAAAGAUUACCUCUAACUUCCCUGCAAAUGCAUCCUACACCAUUCAAAGGUUCAAAGGUCUGGGAGAGAUGAUGCCUGAGCAGCUUUGGGAAACAACAAUGAAUCCAGAAACAAGGAUUCUGAAGCAACUAGUUGUUGAUGACAUAGCAGAAGCUAACAUGACAUUCUCCUCUCUUAUGGGUGCUCGGGUCGAUGCCCGGAAAGAACUCAUCAAAAAUGCAGCAACCACGAUCAGUCUGCAGCAUCUCGACAUAUAAUCAGAGAUUUAUUCAUCUGAUAAAGGGCAUUAGAAGUUAUCAGAGACAUCAUAUUUUGUAGUGACUUUGUCUUUAGAAGAGAGCUUUAUUUAUUAAACGAACAUAGAAAACUUUUCCACAA